AUCCAUAACAUGUUUUAAUUCUAAAGCUUUUAAUAAAUAAUCCCAAGCAUCAUCCCUUUGAGAUCUUGCCUUUAAAAUAGCACCUACAGUUUUAAUUUUAGAUUUAGCUAAAGAUUGAGGAAUACUAUCAACAUAUUGAGGUUUAAUAAUAGCUCUCAUAUCAUCUUCUAAAACUUUAGUAAAAUAAUUUUGUAAUUCAGAACCUCUAAAAUGUCUAAUAAUUUCUUGCCAAUCAGGAGGAUUAUCAUAUCUACCUAAAUUUGGUUUUUGUCUACCAGCUAAAAUUUUUAAAGCAGUUGAUUUACCAAUACCAUUUGUACCAACUAAACCUAAAACUUGUCCAGGUCUUGGAGUUGGUAAUCUAUGUAAUUUAAAUGAAUUAGCAGAAUAUCUAUGAGUUGUUUCUGAUUCUAAAUUAGUUGGUAAAUUAAUAAUUUGAAUGGCAUCAAAUGGACAUUUUUUAACACAAAUACCACAACCAAUACAUAAAGUUUCUGAAAUAAAUGCAAUCUUUGAUGCUGGUGUAACUUCAAUACAUAAUUUCCCAGUUUUAACUACUGGACAUCCUUUACGACAUUCUUGUCUACACUUCUUAGGCUUACACCUAUCGGUGUUGACAAUGGCAAUUCUUGUUCCUUUGUCUGAACUCAUCUUGUCUUGUCUAUUAUUGUCUUACUAAGGUAGUAGUACUAUAUAUAACUUAAGAGAUAGAUGAUGAUUUAUG
This is a messenger RNA of Scheffersomyces amazonensis, 724 nucleotides long. RefSeq lists its product as uncharacterized. The record is from RefSeq and is a predicted model, not a curated record. The coding region runs from base 440 to 679 and encodes 79 amino acids. NCBI's taxonomy places the organism in Eukaryota, Fungi, Ascomycota, Pichiomycetes, Serinales, Debaryomycetaceae. The transcript has a single exon.